CUACAUAUGUGGUGCCAUGAGAGGCAUGGGUGGCUGCACGGGAUAGCUGCCCUGUGGCGGGAAGAGUGGAGGGGCGGGCGGUUGGGUGUUCUGCAUCAUGGCCAUGAUGUCUUGCUGUGGGCUCGUCGAUGUGGUCGACUGGCGGAGGUGGGUGGCUCCCCACUUGCGCAGGCGGUCCUUGAUGGCGUCCAGCCCCAAGUUGUCGCUGAGUAUGUUCUCCUUCAGGAUACUAAGGCUCGUCUCGGUGGUGGGGAUGGAAUCAGUCAGGUAGGCCUGCUGAUCCAGCUGUGAGAGCUCCUUGCCCAUGCACACACGAUACUGAUUCACCAGGCUCUCGAAGCGCAGGAUCUCCGUCUCCGGCUCGAGGGUCUGCCAGGCGAAUGAGCGGAGCUGCUGAGCCAGCAUCGUGCCCAUCUGGUUCUUGUUGCGCAGGUAGCACUUGCGAAGAUGCCACCACGCGUAGGCGCCAUUGCCCUCCUCCAUGUCGCCCAUCUGCUGCAGGUAACUGGCCGCUCUUCCUUUGCAGACGCCCACGAGGAUACGCCACAGUCCCUGUGCGGCCUUCCAUUUGUUCUUCGUCGCCUCAGUCGCAUCAGUUGCUGUCGCAUUCGCUUGGCAGCCUCCUCAGCAUCCCCUCAUUGCUCGGGCAUCACUCCUUGCUCAGCAUAGGAAAAGAGCAGCCGCCUGACCUUCCAGUUCCAGUUCAGAUACGCGUGAGAGUCGCCAUUUAGCUCGGGAAUCGUGAGACGCUGGUCGUCGAUGGUGAUCUCAAAGCCUCGGCCGGCCAUAGCCUCAGUGCAGAAUCAAUAAAGGAAAGUCUAUACAAGCAGAAGUAGCCUUGCUUCAGCAGAGAAACCUUCUUGCUGCGCCCAUGUUGAAGUUGCUGUGUGCCGAACACAUACCGUGGUCAGAAGGAUCA
Molecule: messenger RNA, 919 nt
Organism: Vitrella brassicaformis
Lineage: Eukaryota; Vitrellaceae
Source: the annotation of a GenBank genome assembly